AUGGGCCGUAUUUUCAAGUCACUUAAUCAUGGCUUGGGAGUGGGAACUAUAUACAAUUUUUCUACUCAUUUUAUUUCAGCUAAUGUCAAUAUGUCCUUUAGACCAAAUUUUAUCUUUAAAUUUCUUCAAAAAGAAACAAAGUGGAAGAGGUUUUCAUCCAAACAUCCUCGCGUUUGCUUAGAAGCUAGGCUAUUACUUUUACCGGACAAUUCCAGGAGAAAUUCAUGCAAACUCAGCACCAUUCAUUUAUUUUAUCCACUGUGUCUUAUUGCAGAACAUCAUCACCAGUAA
Echinococcus granulosus is the source of this 291-nucleotide messenger RNA. RefSeq lists its product as hypothetical. The transcript is spliced from 4 exons. The record is from RefSeq and is a predicted model, not a curated record. Lineage: Eukaryota; Metazoa; Platyhelminthes; Cestoda; Cyclophyllidea; Taeniidae. The coding region runs from base 1 to 291 and encodes 96 amino acids.